CGGUUCCAUCGUCUCGGCCGUGGACCGGCGCAACCCCACUCCUCCCCCCGCACGGCGCCGGGCUCCGGCGAGGCCGCCGGCGUGUCGUGUGGGGGCACGGCAGGCUGAGUAAGAAACGGUGGAAUCUCGCCCGUGCAGGCGUGCACCCGCUCGUGCAGCCCAGCAGCGAGGGGUCAUCUCCAUCGGCCUCACUUCUCUCCCCCUCGCUGCUUCGCUAGGGUUUGGCGCCUCCUGCGCGCGCUCAGGUCGUCCUCGCUGCGCCCUCCUCCGCCCGUCGCGCCCUCCUCCCCUCGUCGCCCUCCUCCGCCCCGUCCUCCUCCGCCCGUCACCCUCCUCCGCUGCUCGCAAUCCUCUGCCCCGCCCUCCUCUGGCCGUCGCCCUCCUCCGCCGCUCGGCAUCCUCAGCCGCCCCCUUCUCCGGCCGUCGCCCUCCUCCGCCCGUAGACCUCCGAAAUCCUUUGCAGGCAAUUAUUGGUUUAGCUUGAACUGAAGAACAAAAGAAAAAAAUCCAGGACAGGAAUUGCCUGCUAGUAGCUGCAACAAUAUUGCUUGAUAAUUGGCCAUAGGACUUUGUAUUUCACGGAUUGUCUCUGUUUUGAGGAUCACUGCUGUUUCAUUACUCCCUCGCUUAUAUCAAACUGUACUUUUGGCUGGCAGUGUGUGGAACUACCUCUUAUGUUGUUUAUGCAAAUACUUAUGCUCACUUCUUGAUUAGAAAUGGACAGCAGCCGAGAUUCUGAAGAAGAAAGGAUUCAAAGGAAGGAUAAUGGUGAAGAAACAGAAAAUGGGGAAGAUAGUGGAAGUGCCUUGAGCCUCAAGGAUGUUGCCAAUGAGCUUCUUGGUUGUGUUGUCCAUAGUGAGGAAGAGGCAUACAAAUUGUAUUGUGACUAUGGGCAUAGAAUUGGUUUUAGUGUCCGGAAGGGUAAACAGUCAUACUUCAUUGGCACAAAGAAUAUUCGUACAAAGGAUUACUACUGCUCAAAAGAAGGGCUUAAGUAUGAUGAGCCUGUUACAGAAGCAAAUUUUAACCGCCCAGAUACAAGAACUAAUUGCAAAGCAAUGAUUCGCUUUAGAGUUGAUGAGAAAGGACGCUGGACAGUAAUACGCUUUACUCCCAUGCAUAAUCACCAGUUAGCGAAACCUGGGGAAAGACACAUGUUGAGAUCUGCGAAGUCGCUUGCUGUUGGAAAAUCAGGUGUCAUAGAUCCAGCAACAUCUACAGAAUCACAUUCAAUAAAUGGUUUAUCUCAUAUGAUAGAAAGUGAUAUUGUGGAGCCUCCUGGGUAUACUAUAAGGGAUUGCUACAAUCAUGUGAGCAUGCAGGGUAUAAUGAUAAUUGAGGCAGGAGAUAGCCAAAGUCUUGUGAACUAUUUCAAGCGUAGAACCAGUGAGGAAGGUAUGUUCUAUUGGGAUGUUCAAGUUGAUCAAGAAGGUCGUAUGACCAACUUUUUCUUCAGGGAUGCCAAAAGUAGAAAUGAUUAUGAUUGCUUUGGAGAUGCUGUUAUAUUUGACACAACCUACCGCACAAAUAAAUAUAGCCUGGUAUGUGCUCCUUUUGUUGGAGUUAACCACCAUUGGCAGAAUAUUGUUUUUGGAUGGGCAUUCUUGUUAGAUGAGUCCUCUGCUUCCUAUGUUUGGUUAUUUAAAUCAUUCCUCGAGUCAAUGGGUGGCCGGUCACCAAAGUCAAUUUUCACUGAUCAGGAUGAAGCUAUUGUGCAGGCAGUUGAGCAGGUUUUUCCUAACACACAGCAUUGCUUUUCAUAUUGGCAUAUUCUGAAGAAUGCACAGUCUCAAUUGGGCACGGUAAAUACCUCUCAAACAUUUCAAAAUAUGUUUAUGAAGUGCAUUCAAGGACCUGACUCAGAAAUGGAGCUCGAGGAAUCAUGGGCUGCGAUGCUAAAUGAAUUUAAGUUACAGGACAAUAACUGGCUUAGUGACCUUUAUAGGACCCGCAGUAGAUGGUGCUCAGCAUUUAACAAAGAUACUUUUGAUGGUGGGAUCAAUUCAUCUCAGUGGGGGGAAGUCUCAAAUAAUACACUCAAUGGAAUUUCUGAUGAAUCUACCUCUCUUACACGAUUUGCCCUUUUACUAGAAAAGGUUGUCAAGGCCCUACGUAGAAAUGAAUCCGAAGAGGAUUUUCGCUGUAGCCAAACUGCUCCAGUUCGUGCGAUUAAAUACAGUACAGUUCUGAAGCAGGCUGCAGAAUCCUACACACAUAAGAUCUACAAAUUAUUUGAGGCAGAAUUUCUAGAUGGUUGUGGAGCAACUUCAUGCCAUGAAAGUUCUUGCGGUGGAAACUUGUUGAGGUUUGAAAUUACUAUGCAAGGGAGGGGUUCAAAAGUCUGGACCGUUCUUCUUGAUACCUCCACUAUGGAAAUCUCUUGUGGUUGCAGAAAGUUUGAAAGGAUGGGUCUUCUUUGUUCACAUGCUCUGAAAGCCUUCAGCUUGCAAAAUGUGGACACAAUUCCUGAAAAGUACAUUUCAAAACGAUGGACAAAAGAUGCCAGGAGAAGCAUGUAUAAGCUUAGUCAAGAUGAUUCAACACAACAGGAAUGCACUGAGGCUGAACUUGCAUAUCGCAACCGGGCGACGCAGUAUGCAUGUAGCCUUAUAGCAAAGAGCCAGGAACUAGAAGAAUCAAGAAAGAUAUUCUGGGACACCCUUGAAACGGGAGAGAAAGCACUUGAUGUUUUCUUUGAAAUUAGAAGUUUGCGUAAUCAAACUGCAAAAGAUGUCAGUAAAAGGGACAAAAAGAAGAAGAAAUCAUCUAAAGAACCAAGCGCAAAAAAAGCAAAACAAACCCCAGCAGCUUCCUCAUCUGUACCUGUACUCGCUCAACCUAAUGAGCACCAGUUUCAAUCUGCACAAGAUGCUCAGGGUAACACAACAAUUGGAAGACCAUUUUACUAUCAGACCUUCUCAUCUACCCCAAUGCAACCAAACCAGAUCUACAUGCAUCCAAACAUGCACACGAUGCCUCUUUGUGCACCACAGGAUUUCUCAGCAUAUUCUGCAAUACGUCCCAAUUCGAAUUUUGGUGGUGCAAAGAAUGUUUGAAGGACAGUAAAGUAUACAGUUCCUGGUAUGCAUUUUUACGGGGAUUCAAAUUCCGUUCAUUGGAGGAACCAACCUGUGCUGCACUUCAGACCUUAAAUGCAGUAUCACUCAACUUCCAGGAAUCCACUAAGGUGCCUUUUGGAAAAUGCUGUCUGGACAUGAAUGCAGCCAACCACCUGGAUGAAUUUUGUCGACCUUUCUGGAGGUUUGAUGUUGCUUUUGCAUGUUAAUUUCUGGCACACGACUGUUGAUGGGUCUAGCUAUUCUUCUGGCCUUUGACGUUUCUGUUUUGUUGAAGUGGAAUCCUAGGGUAAAUUAUCCCAUUGCUACGCAAUCUUUUUUACAUAGUAAUCUCAAUUAGGUAUAGUUAGUAAUCUCAAUUAGGUGAUUGUAGGCUUGCAUGUAGUAACUGAGUAUGUUGUAAUGUGGGAUGUACAGGCCAGGAAAUUUAUCUAUGAAAAGGUUGUAACUGAGAGUAGUCAUUAGCUA
Molecule: messenger RNA, 3545 nt
Organism: Oryza brachyantha (malo sina)
Lineage: Eukaryota; Viridiplantae; Streptophyta; Magnoliopsida; Poales; Poaceae
Product: protein FAR1-RELATED SEQUENCE 9-like
Exons: 8
Coding region: 717-3056 (779 amino acids)
Biological process (GO): regulation of DNA-templated transcription
Molecular function (GO): zinc ion binding
Source: RefSeq, a predicted model, not a curated record